CUAGAUGUUAAUUGAUAACUUAAUUAAGAAUUUUUUUAAAAAAAAGGGUUAAAUUGAAAAAAGAAGUAAGAAAAAGCCCCUUAUAGCAAAAGCUUUAAAACAAGAUAAGAUUAGCACCAAUAAUAUGCCACUUCUGUUUGAAAUGGGAACAAGUGAGUGAUGAGGGACAAUCACAAGCAUUUUACUGUUUGAAUAUUAGUUUAGAAUCAAAGUGGUCAUCACAUGUGAAUUUCUUCAACCUUAAAUUCAGGAACCUAAUUGUCCACUAAAUCCUCAAAUCCAGCCCUCCUUUAAUGGUCUUAUACCCUCAUCCUACUUCCCAAUUUCUUCACUCAACACAACAACAAUGGACGUCGUUUCUCUUCCUUCCCUCUACCUUAGUGCACCCACCACUCCCACUGGUUGCAACCCACAAAACCUCCAGUUCUACAGCACGCGGUCUAGCCCGGUGCACCCUGGCUCGUUCGGUUACGAGUCUGGUGCCGAGAAGACAUAUGACGAUGAGUUUGAGUUUGGGACCGGAUGGGACCAUGAAUAUAGGCUACCUGCUCGAGCAAAUUCAUUUUCGACCAUGGCGUUUGCAGAUGAGCUCUUCUGUAACGGUCAGUUUUUGCCUUUGAAACUCCCUCCACGGCUUCAGACCUCGGUUCCUACAUCCCCGAGGUCGUUGACCUCACGCAUGAGGAGACCGUUAUGGAAUGACGGUUUUGACCCUUUCAUGAUUGCUUUGGAGAAGGUCAGUGAAGAAACUGAAGGACGGAGGAGUGUCCAUAGGCGAUCUAGAUCAUAUUCACCGUUCAGGAACCGUACUAGGCAAGACUGGUACCAAGAGCAACCACAACACACGAGGCCCGACACAGACUUGACCAUAAAGAAACCAAUGGUAACCGAGAUUAUGGAUCGCAAAGGCUCGAUAUACUCGAGAUGGGUUCGGAGUCAAACCAUGGUCAACAGGACUGAGGUGCAAAGACCGGCAGGCCAAACCAUGAUGAAAAGGCUCUGGCUGAAGAAACCUGUAAAGCCCGUUAAGCGAAGUGAGCUGACCUGUACAGAAUCAAAGAUGCAGAAAAUGAAGUCAGUUUUGCUUAGAUAUGCAUCUUUAAAGAAGGAAACCAGUGACAGCAAACAGACAAGAGAAAUAAUGACGAUGUCGAAGAUAAGUUACUUCAAGCGAUUGAGCCUCCCAUUCAAGACAAACCGGAGGAAAAAAGAAUCUGUAGAUGCCAAAAUGGCUAUCGUAAAGCAUGAAACCAAACCGUCUCGAUGA
Messenger RNA from Cynara cardunculus var. scolymus (artichoke), 1267 nucleotides. RefSeq lists its product as uncharacterized. The transcript has a single exon. Lineage: Eukaryota; Viridiplantae; Streptophyta; Magnoliopsida; Asterales; Asteraceae. The record is from RefSeq and is a predicted model, not a curated record. Bases 347 to 1267 code for a protein of 306 amino acids.